CCGAUGAAAGAAAAGGAACGUUCCGCGCUUUAUUCGUGCGUGUGUCUGCAUAACACAUAGUAGAAACUAGUAAACACCAACCAACACUGAAUCAAAUCAAAUCAAACCAAAUCAAUUUGAAUUCAAAAAUCCAAAAAAUGUUCUUAGGAACUUCAUCUCCACGAGCAUCACCACGAUCCUCAUCACAACCACAGUCACCAUUUUCAUCAUCAUCAUCACCACAAGAAUCAUGGGAAUCAAUGCUCCCAGGUCCAUCAAGCCGCAACAACUUCGGAUCCUCAGAUCUAAACCCCAACGGCCUCCUCGCAUUCCCUUCCGGCAGUUCAAUCUCCAUCGUCGACACACGGUCAAUGCAACUUCUCUCUGCUUUCCCCAUCCCUCCACCACCGUCCUCCGCUGCACCGUUCGUAACCUCCGUUCGCUGGAUCCCUCUCCCUCUCAAUCGCCACCUCCUCUCCUCCGAGCCUUCCUCCUCUCACCUCCUCCUCGCCGCCGGCGAUCGUCAAGGUCGCAUUGCUCUUCUUGAUUUUCGUCUCAAAUCCGCGAUUCUAUGGUUUGAAACUGAUUCGAAGUUAGGGAUUCAGGAUCUCUGUUGGAUUCAGGCGCGGCCUGAUUUGUUAAUACUCGCUGCGAUUACCGGACCUUCUACGCUUUCUUUGUUUAACGGUUCUACUGGACGGUGUGUUUGGAAAUACGAUGCUUCGCCCGAGUAUUUUUCGUGUAUUCGUCGUGAUGCGUUUGAUUCGAGACGAAUUUGCGCGAUAGGUCUUAAAGGUUUUCUCUUAUCGUUGCUUCAUGUUGGUGAUUCUGAGGAAAGUGUUGUUAUCAAGGAGCUUCAGAUUCGUACUGAUUCUACUGAAUUGGCCAAGCUUGAAAGAGAUUUUACCGGUGCUGCAGCACCGGCUUCUGCGGCUUUUCCUCUUCAUGUAGCUAGGUUUGCAUUCUCUCAGCUUUGGAGGCACAUUUUGUUUGUUACGUUUCCGAGGGAGUUGGUUGUGUUUGAUUUGCAGUACGAGUGUGUGAUCUUUGCAUCGUCGUUGCCUCGUGGUUGUGGCAAGUUUUUAGAUGUUUUGCCCGAUCCUAGUAACGAGUGGAUCUACUGUGCUCAUGUUGAUGGCAAGCUUAGCACCUGGAAGAGGAAACCUGGGGAACAAGUACACACUAUGUAUUCGAUGGAAGAGUUAAUGCCAUCUGUUGGCACCUCUGUCCCUUCUCCUUCGAUACUUUCCGUCGUUUUAUGCCAAUCAGAUUCCACUCUCCAGAACAUUGGCAAGAAUUAUUCUGAUAUACCCAGUUCUCCUUACCUUCAUGAGGAUUUUGACAAUCCUUUUGACUUUUGCGACGAGUCCCAGAUUAUUUCUAAGAUACAUUUGAUCUCCAUAUCUGAUGAUGGGAAAAUAUGGGACUGGCUCUUGACUGCUGAAGCGAAUGCAGACACUCAAAAGGAUGAUAAGAAGCUGGGCUUAGUCAAUGAUGAUUGCACAGUAGCAUUAGAUGGAGCCAAUUCUAACACUAUGGUAUCUAUUGCUGGUGGACGGGAACUAAAUGUAGGCAGGCCACAGGAGCAUCCCAAUGAUAAUAGAAGCCGCCUACCAAGCUCAACGUCCAACCAUGAAGAAAUUUCGAUGAAGAUUAACUUAGUUGGACAGCUUCAGCUUCUCUCUUCAACAGUGACUAUGCUGGCAGUACCAACCCCUUCUCUAACUGCUACCCUGGCCCGUGGAGGGAAUUAUCCUGCAGCAGCUGUUCCCCUGGUUGCUUUGGGAACACAGAAUGGAACGAUAGAGGUUGUUGAUGUUUCUGCCAAUGCUGUUACAUCAAGUUUAUGUGUACAUAAUGGUAUUGUUAGGGGACUAAGAUGGCUAGGAAAUUCCAGACUGGUUUCAUUUUCUUAUAUUCAGGCCAAUGAAAAAUCUGGAGGAUAUAUUAACAAGCUAGUUGUGACCUGCCUUCGAAGUGGCCUUAACAAGAUGUUUCGAGUUUUGCAAAAGCCAGAACGUGCUCCAAUAAGAGCGUUGAGAACAUCUUCAUCUGGAAGGUAUCUUCUAAUUUUGUUUCGUGAUGCACCUGUGGAAGUUUGGGCAAUGACUAAGAAUCCUAUCAUGCUUAGAUCAUUAGCUCUUCCAUUUACGGUUUUGGAAUGGACCCUUCCAACAGUUCCACGGCCCGCUAAGGAACAAACAUCAGGGGCUUCAGAUGAGGCAUCCAAUCCAUCAAAGACUUCCUCAUCAGAUUCAAAAGAGGGUUCAAGUGCAGAGGGAUCACAAGAUGAUACUUCCGAAAGUUUUGCAUUUGCUCUGGUGAAUGGAGCACUUGGAGUUUUUGAAGUGCAUGGUCGGAGAAUUCGAGAUUUCAGACCAAAAUGGCCUUCUUCUUCAUUUGUGUCAUCAGAUGGAUUGAUAACUGCAAUGGCCUACCGCUUGCCCCAUGUGGUCAUGGGAGACAGAAUGGGGAACAUAAGAUGGUGGGACGUGACAACUGGACAUUCUUCCUCAUUCAACACUCAUAGAGAGGGAAUUCGUCGAAUCAAAUUCUCACCUUUUGUACCAGGGGACCAUAGCCGGGGGCGUGUUGCUGUUCUGUUUUAUGAUAAUACCUUUUCUGUUUUUGAUUUGGACUCGCCUGACCCCUUGGCCAAUUCACUUUUGCAACCUCAAUUUCCUGGAACCCUUGUGUUGGAACUUGAUUGGUUGCCCCUGCGAACUGAUAAGAAUGAUCCACUGGUACUCUGCAUUGCUGGAGCAGAUGGUAGUUUUCGCCUUGUUGAUAUUAAUGUAAAUGACAAACGAUCUGGUUCUGCACCCCGGAUCAGAAAAACAAAGGAGAGAUUCCGAGCAAUGCCUAUAUGUUGUCCCAUACUUCUCCCUUCACCACAUGCAUUGGCACUGCAAAUGAUUUUGCAAUUGGGUGUUAAACCAUCUUGGUUUAAUACUUGUAGUACAACCAUAGGAAAAAGGCCUCACUUAAUUCCAGGAGCUCCUUCACCGACGGGGGAUCUUCGCACAUACAUGAUCAACAUACCACCUCUUGGAGACUCUGUGGUGCCAGAGAUGCUUCUAAAAGUAUUGGAACCAUAUCGAAAAGAAGGUUGCAUGCUUGACGAUGAGAGAGCCAAGUUGUAUGCUAGUAUUGUGGAUAAAGGCUGUGCUGCAAGAUUUGCUUUUGCGGCCACAGUAUUUGGUGAAUCCUCAGAAGCUCUGUUUUGGCUACAGCUUCCUCAAGCGCUUAAACAUUUGAUUAAUAAGUCAUCAAGAAAGCCACCGUCAAAAGGGCCUACAACAGAGCCUGUCUCUGAGGUUGAUGAAACAUCUUUACUGUCUAGGAUAUCAUCAAAGGGAAAACCAACGGAAGACAUGAGUCAAGGUCAACAAAGGUUGAUGGCUUUUGACCAAGAAGAGUUGUGGAAAAGUGCCAGUGAGCGUAUUUCUUGGCAUGAAAAAUUAGAAGGUGAAGAGGCUAUACAGAAACGUGUACAUGAACUUGUAUCAGUUGGAAAUCUAGAAGCUGCAGUUAGUUUAUUGCUUUCUACACCUCCGGAGAGUUCUUACUUCUAUGUCAAUGCGCUUCGUGCAGUAGCUCUCUCUUCUACUGUUUCAAGAUCUCUUCAUGAGCUUGCAGUGAAGGUUGUUGCAGCCAACAUGGUGAGAGCUGACAGGUCACUCUCUGGCACUCAUCUUCUAUGUGCAGUUGGAAGACAUCAAGAAGCAUGUUCUCAGCUACAAGAUGCUGGAUGCUGGUCAGAUGCUGCCACCUUAGCUGCCACUCACUUAAAAGGAUCAGAUUAUGCAAGAGUGUUGCAAAGAUGGGCUGGAUAUGUCCUGCACAGUGAACAUAAUAUCUGGAGGGCUCUGAUUUUGUAUGUUGCCGCUGGUGCACUACAAGAAGCAUUGGCAGCUCUUCGCGAGGCUCAGCUACCCGAUACAGCUGCAAUGUUUAUACUUGCAUGCCGUGAAAUCCAUGCAGAGAUUAUUUCUGACUUAGGUAUUACUGACGAUGAAUCAAGUUCAUCGGUUAAUGAUAGGAUACUAAACUUGCAUGCUUUAGAUCCUGAAAAUGAAGAUGUAGUUGCGGUUGAUGAAUACUUUGUGCAAUACCAAAGAAAAUUGGUGCAUCUAUGCAUGGAUUCACAUCCAUCCUCUGACUAAGUAUAGGGCUUGUGAAAUAUAUUCAAAUUAUUCAUUUAUAUUCAGUUAAUUGAUUACUCUGGCUGAAAAGAAAGUUGUAGGCUGAUAUCUGUUGCAGUACUGCCUGCAUUCUUUAGCGUCAAAGGUUCAGAUGCUUUCGUUUCCUAAGUUGUUGUCACAAGAGUAUUAAGACGAAAUGGCGUAGGAUGACAUGCAAUCUUUUGAGGUAGCAAGAUGCCAGAAUCUUCUAUGAAAACAAUCCUCUUUGAUGGCAGUGAAUACAUGAACUUUCUGAAGUUUACAUUGCAAUCACAUAGGCAGGUGUCCCAUUGUAGAUCGUAUAUAAAAUUUUGUAGGCAACAAAUCAAUUAAUUGUAUUUAUAUGUUGUGACAGGACUCCACACUGAUUAUGGUUGCAUCGAUCUAUGUUUACACAUGUUACAUCGGUGUUGGAUAAGUUCGCGAACUUGUAUAGUAUAGUUGAUUGUAUCUUGUGAACAUAGUAAUUUCCAUACCUUGGAAUAUAUGACCAGCUGAUUGAUGUUUGGUUCUUUUACUGCUAAA
Molecule: messenger RNA, 4688 nt
Organism: Medicago truncatula (barrel medic)
Lineage: Eukaryota; Viridiplantae; Streptophyta; Magnoliopsida; Fabales; Fabaceae
Product: WD repeat-containing protein 11
Exons: 20
Coding region: 138-4145 (1335 amino acids)
Cellular component (GO): cytoplasm
Molecular function (GO): protein binding
Source: RefSeq, a predicted model, not a curated record